Strongylus vulgaris is the source of this 626-nucleotide messenger RNA. The record is from the annotation of a GenBank genome assembly. NCBI's taxonomy places the organism in Eukaryota, Metazoa, Nematoda, Chromadorea, Rhabditida, Strongylidae.
AUGAUUGAGUGGACAGGAAUCGCUGCUGCAUGGUUGGAAACAUUGGUGGAUGUAGCUGAACGUGUGUCUUUGGAAUCAGUAAAGCAGUAUAUCGUACCCGUUGUUCAACAACAAGCAGAACCAGCGCAGCGGGUACAACGGCGAAUCAUAGCAACCAAGUUGUUACAUAAACUUGCGGAUAUUCUACCAUCCAAUGAGGUACGUAAAGAGUUAGGCCCUUGCGCACAAAUCCUUUGCCAAGAUUCGAACUCUAACGUCCGAACAUCAAUGGCACAACGGCUACCUGUCAUCGCUAGAGCCUUGAAAAACUCAUCAGACGCAGUUUCGCUUUUAUUACCAUGUUUCGUGCAAUUAUAUCAGGAUGAUGAUGUCACAGUCAAGGAAGCUUGUAUGAAUAACAUUGCUCAAUGUAUACCGCAUUUCACUAAUGGCAAGGAAGAAUUUUGUCUUGGAUUACGGAGCUACGUACUGAAAGAUGUUCUGGACCGUCUAGAUAUGUGCUGGAUACUGAACACAUACUGCAAAAUUGCUCAAAUCUCACAAACUCAAACCGAGAACACCACACAGCAGAUUAUGUUCACAAUGUGUCGACGUAUGUCUGCAUUCAAUCUACCUGUGAGUUGAUA